UGGGUCCCUAAUUAAUGACGUCACGACUCCAAGACCCUUCUGAGAAAUACAUUAUUCCAUCCUUUCUACUAAUAUAAUUUGUCGAAAUUUGCUUUCAAAUGUUAGAUUAGAUGGCUGGGAAUAUUUAGAGAUCAAUUAUAUGUCUGAAAAGAGGGAAUUCGUUGAAUGAUUUGAUUUAUUUAUUUUUGAGAACACUUGCGAUCCCACAAUUCAUAGCGAAAACAAAUAUGGACCAGGAAAAAGUUACGGGAGAAUUUGCAGAAUAAAUUUGAAGAAUUCGGGUCAUUUGGGCAGUUGUAUCGAUUCGAAAUUUUGAUCUGGGAAAAUGAAUAACAUGGCGAGUGGUGAGUUGUCAGCAGUUGAAGUUACAGUUGUCAGCAAUCUUGCCCAGAGGGCACACCAAGGAGAGGUGAAGGUUGUAGCAGACCCCACACAACCAGUAGACACAUUGAUAUCAGCAUUUUGUACAGAAAAGAAUAUCCGCCAAAAGUAUAAGUAUGUCAUACGAACUUCCCGGGGUGAAGUACUCAGUAAUACAAUGACAAUCGCAGGCGCAUAUAUACAGGAUCAGGAUGUGGUCACAUUGGGAACUAAAGAUCAGUUCAAUGAGAAGACCUAUGGUUGUAGCAACUGGCACAUACUCGCUGCGCUCUGUAUUUUUAUUGGUGUAGUUGGAUUGGCAGCCAUUAUCGUCAUUCGUCAAUUAGAGGUGCAAAAACCAUUUGAUUAUGGGAUUGUCCUUGAUGCGGGAUCAUCACACACAAACUUAUUUAUCUACAAAUGGGAGGGGAGUCAAAAUAAUGGGACAGCAGUAGUUAAUCAGAUAUAUAAAUGCAAUAUACAAAAAGCCAUAUCUUCAUUUACGACUAACAUAACUCAAGCGGGAGAUUCCCUGAGACCAUGUUUGGAAAAAGCAACACGUCAGAUACCCACCAGCAAACAUAGCUCAACACCCAUAUAUUUAGGAGCCACUGCAGGAAUGAGGCUACUUAAAGAGUCAAAUUCCACAAUUAGUGAUGGAAUUCUAAGUUCGGUGCGACAGACAAUACAGUCAUACCCCUUCAAGGUGUCCAAUAGCCUGAGUCAGGUGAGGAUCAUAACAGGGGCAGAGGAAGGAGUGUUUGGUUGGAUAACAGUCAACUUUCUCUUUGGAUCAUUUGGAAAUUUCAAGCCAUCUGUGUGGCUAGACCUCCAGCCUUCUCAGAAUGCAGAAGAAACCCUUGGAGCGCUAGAUAUGGGUGGUGCGUCAACUCAGAUAACUUUUCUCCACAACCAUGAUGCAUCAAUCCCAGUGGAGUAUGCCAAAAAAGUCAGGUUGUACGGACAUGACUAUAAUCUCUACUCAUAUAGCUUUCUUUGUUAUGGUAUUAAGGAGGCUGUUAGGCGCUACAGAGUCAACUUACUCAAAGCAGCCAACUUUACAGAUGUUAUUCCUGACCCUUGCAGUCAUUCGGGAUACAAGAUUAAUAUAAGCCAAUCAGAACUGUUCAAUAGUCCAUGCGCUUCAAAUGCAAUUGGGGGACUUAUUCCAGUAGAAUCAAGAGACAAGAUGUUUGAGUUCCAGGGUACAGGAGAUUCUGAUCAGUGUGCAUAUCUAGUAAAUGAGCUCAUAAAUACGACAUCCUGUACGUUUAACCACUGCUCAUUUAAUGGAAAAUACCUUUCUCCCCUCUUUGGCAAUUAUAAGGCUUUCUCUGGGUUCUACUUCAGUACAUUUGAUCUGAAUCUUACAUAUCCAUUCAGCCUUGCCAAAUUCCGGAAUGUCACAACGACCUUCUGCAAAAAAUCUUGGCCUGAGGUACAGAAAAUUCCAACUCCUGCAUCAUUUGACCUUCCAGUAUUCUGCUUCAAUGCCCACUAUGUUGAUACCAUACUGACAGAUGGCUACAACUUCACAGGUUCAGAUUGGGACAGGCUUGUAUUUGCAAACCAGGUACGUGGAAGUGACCUUGGCUGGAGUCUUGGGUUUAUGAUAAAUGCCACAAAUGCCAUCCCCGUUGAUGCACCUGUAGAAAGAAUAAGUCUAGUGGUGUUUAUCUUAUUGACUGUCCUAUUUGCUUUAUUCUUGCUGUGUGCUGUUGGGUUUUGUUGUUACGCACAUAGCGAGAGAAAAGCUAUGACAAAAAGUAAAUACAGAAGGAUCCCUAAUGAGACAUCAUCUCCGAGCCACUAUGGAAGUUUAGACUAGAUGAAAAAUGGUCUAGAUAUACCUGUUAUAUAUCUCUGUGGUUAAUCAAUUGCCCUUUAUCAAGUAUUCUUUAUAGUCCCUUUUCUUUAGUGCCCUGAUCAAUUGGACAUGAGAUUGGGUGUGACUUUAUAUAGGGAAAAUAGUCUUAUUUCUGUCAAUUAGGCUGGUGUCAAAAACUCAAAAGAAAAGAUCAAGAACUUUUAUUUAUACCUCUCAUGAAAUUAAAAUAGUAAACUUGGCGGGGUAGUUUAGAAUUUGAAUUGAUAGUGAUCAGAAACAAGAGUAUUUUUUCAUGGCCCUAAAUGGCUGCUAAAUUGCAGUGCCUUUUAUGUUCCUUAUGUGCCAAUGUGUCAUUUUAUUUUUCUUCUAUGAUCAUCAACUCAUAUU
Messenger RNA from Owenia fusiformis, 2575 nucleotides. The record is from the annotation of a GenBank genome assembly. NCBI's taxonomy places the organism in Eukaryota, Metazoa, Annelida, Polychaeta, Sabellida, Oweniidae.